AUCAAAUGGAAAUAUAUGACGGGCUGAGAAAAGCAAACAAAAAAAAGUUUAAUAAACAAGGAAAAAAAAUUCUCAUAUCGAGUUCUGUGAGAUCUGCUCUAAAAAGAAAAAAAAAACUGCUAUCGGGAAGAAGAGGAGAAUCGCUUACGUGGGGUAAAAUGAGGAUUAGGAAGAACAUGAAGCUGUCUUCAAUGCUUUUAGCGACAGCAGGUUACGGCGGAGAUAAACUGGAGACAUAUGUCUGUCCUCUGAACCAAUCUCCAUGGGAUGUGAUUCCUCUGACUUCCUCCCUCGACGAAGACGAUGGUGCCGCCGAGUUAACUAACCUAAUUGACUCGUCGUGGUUUCUCCCUUCUCCGUCCUCUUCUUCUUCCCCCUCUUUCACUCACCAGUUCGCUGGAGAAGAUAAUGUGAGCUUGGGAGAUUCUAAUGGCGCUGCUCAAAGGUUUAAUGGCUCCGUCGGUAAUAAUCACAGCCUUGUCUCCGACGAGCGUAUUCAUCUCAUUGCGACGGAGAGAUCGCCGGACGUUGAAUCUUCAAUGAAUCGGAGCGACGACGGAAGUGGCAAUAAAUCAUACCCCGUGGAGCUUCAUUCGCCGGUUAAAACCUCCGGCGGCGACGACUACCAAGCGGCUGUGUCGGUGCCAGCGCCGCCUAAACGCGGACGGCCACGUGGUUCGGGCAAGAAAGCUCAAGCCUCCUCCACCACCGCCGCGGCCUCUAAUAAUAAUCCGUAUGAGUUUUACUAUUACUCUGGUUUCGGCCCACGUUGGGGGAGAAAAAGAGGCGGCGGUUCCGGCGACGAGGAGAAGAUAGUUCUGACUGAUAAUAAAAACGGUGGUUGCGAAGAUAAUAAAAAGAGUAACAGUAGUGGUGAAGAGAGUUACAAAACGGCGGCGUUUGAACAUGGGAGUAGUAGCUUUGAUGGGUUUGAGUUUAUGGAAGAGGACUAUGAUGACGUAGUCGAUCAAAGCAUUGGUGGACAUGCGAAGAAGUUGAAGAGUACAGUGAAGAAGAUGAAGAGAGGGAGGAAGCCCGUUAAGGAAAGGUCUUUGAAAUCCCUCAUGUAAUAUAUUCAUGUUCUGUGAGGGAUUUUCUGUCUUUUUCGCUUCAUCCCUUUUUUUUUGUUGUCUGUUUUUUCUUUUGUCUGUAAUCAGAUUUCGUUUGUUUUGUUUAGUUAACAUUUGCGGUAAUGUUUUCAAAUCUAUGUUGUAUUUGGUUAACUUGUCUUUUUUAGCUUUGAA
Messenger RNA from Eruca vesicaria subsp. sativa (arugula), 1244 nucleotides. The record is from the annotation of a GenBank genome assembly. NCBI's taxonomy places the organism in Eukaryota, Viridiplantae, Streptophyta, Magnoliopsida, Brassicales, Brassicaceae.